Molecule: messenger RNA, 761 nt
Organism: Polychytrium aggregatum
Lineage: Eukaryota; Fungi; Chytridiomycota; Chytridiomycetes; Polychytriales
Exons: 3
Coding region: 76-612 (178 amino acids)
Cellular component (GO): nucleus
Source: RefSeq, a predicted model, not a curated record
GGCCGUCUCGGGAUUCGUUUUGGCUCCACGGACCGCAUCGACAUCGCUCCGUCUGCAUUGCCGAGAGCAGCCGCAAUGUCUGGCAGCGGGGAUAUGGACAUGAUGGACGUUGACCAGGUCAACGACAUCAUCCACACGCUCCGUGCACAUCCGCUGGUCCCCGGCACAGGUCACGGCGUCGUUUUGCUGGACUCGGUCGAUGUCCAUCCAGAGUGCGUCAUUGUUAUCGACACAAACUACCUGAUCAGCGAUAUCGGAUUCGUCAGCGAGGUGCUCAAAUGCGCCAACCACUUCUUCACCACCAUUCUGAUUCCGAAAGCCGUCGUCCGGGAGCUGGAUGCUCUGAAGUCGAACCCAGGCUGCCCAGUUUCGAAGGAGGCCCGGCGAGCAAACGACUUUCUGCUGAAUGCCUUGCAGACCAAGACGCCGUACCUGCGGGGACAAACCUUGGAACAGGAGAGCUUUGGCCAGGUGUGUGAUUGUCGGCGGAUCUGCUGCUCUUGCAGAGCCCUUGCAUCGAUCCAGAUGGUCGCCGCACACAGCCUGUUGAAUAUGCAGCCCUCAUUGCGAUUCGAUCAUCUCCAAUCCCAUCCAUAUCUUGGCAGGCCAUGACCAACGACGACCGGAUAGUGGACUGUUGCCGCUGGGUAGCAGAGUCGGUCCUGCGGGUUGUCCUGCUAUCAAACGGUAUUAUGGCUGCGGCGAGAGCAUCGAUCGGUCGACUUCGAAAGACAGUGUGCCUUGGUCAUCCGCUGUCCUUC